Hypanus sabinus (Atlantic stingray) is the source of this 5181-nucleotide messenger RNA. RefSeq names its product N-acetylneuraminate pyruvate lyase (dihydrodipicolinate synthase) (gene npl). Lineage: Eukaryota; Metazoa; Chordata; Chondrichthyes; Myliobatiformes; Dasyatidae. Gene Ontology annotation, molecular function: N-acetylneuraminate lyase activity; 4-hydroxy-tetrahydrodipicolinate synthase activity. Gene Ontology annotation, biological process: N-acetylneuraminate catabolic process. The transcript has 3 exons. The coding region runs from base 973 to 1878 and encodes 301 amino acids. The record is from RefSeq and is a predicted model, not a curated record.
GUCAAUAUGUUGAUUAUCUGGUAAAGGUCCAAGGGGUUAGAAAGAUUUUCGUGAAUGGAACAACUGGGGAGGGCAUGUCACUUAGUGUUGAAGAAAGAAAAUUGGUUGCUGAAGAAUGGAUUAAGCAAGGAAAGGGGAAAAUCUGAAUAUCCGCUCACUUUCAUCUGACUUCAAAGCCAAACUCAAUGCGCCUAUGUCAUUAGAAGAAAUAUCUACUGCAAUUUCUGCACUGUCCUCAGGGAAAUCUCCUGGACCUGAUGGGUUCCCUGUAGAAUUUUAUAAAUCAUUCUCUUCUCUUGUUUCUCCUCAGUUACUUUCAGUAUUAUCUGACUCGUUUAAUUACGUCAAACUGCCACCCUCUUUCAGUGAGGCAUCUAUUAUUCUUCUUUUAAAAAAAGGGCAAAGACCCAACAGAGUGUUCCUCGUAUAGGCCGAUCUCUCUGCUCAAUGUUGAUGUAAAGAUCUUAGCUAAAGUUUUGGCUCAUAGAUUAGGAACCGUCAUUCCCUCCAUUAUCUCUGAUGACCAAACAGGCUUUAUUAAAAACCGUUCCCCUUUUUUUAACAUUCGGCGUUUAUUUAAUAUCUUAUACUCACCUCCAACUGGGAUUCCUGAAUGUGUUAUUUCCCUCUAUGUGGAGAAAGCAUUUGAUCGUAUAGAGUGGAACUACCUUUUUGCAGUUUUAGAAAAAUUUGACCUUGGCCAAAGUUUCAUCUCUUGGAUCCAAUUGCUGUACCUGUGUCCUACUGCCUCUGUUUCAGAAAUCCGAAGUAUUUAAUCUCAAACGUGGUACCUGCCAGGGAUGCCCCUUAAGUCCCUUUCUCUUUGAUUUGGCUAUGGAACCUUUGGCGAUAGCAUUUUGAAACUGCCCUGAAUUGACUGGGAUUUGGAGAGGGGGUGUUGAGCAUAAAGUUUCUCUCUAUGCUGAUGACUUAUUACUCUUUCUCUCAAAUCCGUCUACAUCCUUACCUCUAAUGUUUUCACUUCUUGACCAGUUUAGCCAGAUCUCUGGCUAUAAACUUAAUUUACAUAAGAGUGAACUUCUCCCAAUUAAUAAAGAAGCACAAGAACUAACAUCUCAUGAUCUCCCUUUUAAAGUAGUCCAUAAUCAAUUUACUUAUCUUGGAAUUACAGUCACAAGGAAGUUUAAAGAUCUCUUUCGUGAAAACUUUGCCAACCUUUCAUAUGCUAUAAAACAGAGUCUGGUACAAUGGUCAUCUCUAUCUAUGUCUUUGGUAGGUCGUAUUAAUGUUGUUAAAAUGUAUGUUCUCCCCAAAUUUUUAUACCUAUUUCAAUCUAUCCCAAUUUUUAUUCCUAAAUCUUUUUUUGAUUCCUUAGACUCUAUUAUUUUGUCAUAUCUGUGGCAGAAUAAGCGCUCUAGAAUUAAUAAAAUCCAUCUCCAAAAAUCUAAAAAAGAGGGUGGCAUGGCUUUACCUAACUUUCAUUUAUAUUAUUGGGCAGCUAAUAUACGUUGUGCUACCUUCUGGUCUUUCUUCCAUGGCCAACCCGAAUGCCCUAACUGGGUGGUGAUGGAGCUGAGCUCCACCAAAGAAUUAUCUAUCUCUGCACUUCUUGGCUCUGCACUCCCGAGUAGUCUGCCCAGAUCAAUAGCUAAUCCUCUUGUUAGACACUCUUUGCGUAUAUGGGCUCAGAUCAGGAAAUGCUAUGGUUUCCAGGGGUUUUCCAUUUCCAGCCCUAUUGCUGAUAAUCACCUUUUUUUUUUACCUACUACAUACGAUUCAGCAUUCCAAGUUUGGUAUAGGAAGGGCAUUGGACAUUUUGAAGAUCUUUUCAUUGAUAAUCGCUUCGCUUCUUUUCAGCAGCUCUCUGUUAAGUUCAAUCUGCCCAAUGCUCAUUUUUUCAGAUAUCUCCAAAUCUGACACUUUGUUGCUCCUUUAAUUCCUAAUUUCCCUGAAAUGCCUGCGAAAAAUGCUAUGGACCUAUUUCUUUCCAUGAAUCCACUAGGUAAAGGCUUAAUAUCAAUCAUCCGAGAUAAACUAGCGGCCUUACGAUGGAUAAAAUCAAAAUGGCCUGGGAGCAGGAUUUAAAUAUCUCCUUAUCUGAGGAGAGCUGGGAUUCAGUUCUCAAAUCGGUUAACUCAACCUCUCUUUGUGCUCGCCACUGCCUUUCACAGUUUAAGAUUGUUCAUAGAGCCCAUAUGUCUAAAUCUAAACUAUCUCGAUUCUACCCUAGCGUUAGUCCACUCUGUGAUAAAUGCAAGAGGGGCGUGGCCUCUCUCAUCCAUAUGUACUGGUUCUGUCCUAGCUUGGAGAAAUUCUGGAAAGAUGUCUUCACUACGUUAUCGUGUAUUCUGAAUCAGCACCUAGAACCAAACCCCUUAAUUGCUCUGUUCGGUUUUUGGGGCAAGACAGAUUUAUGUCUGGGUCCGACCAAAUGCUGAAUAUUAUCCUUUGCCUCUCUUCUGGCUAGACGCUUGAUCCUCCUCAGAUGGAGAGAUGCUGCCCCGCCCACUCAUGCUCAAUGGCUUAACGACAUCAUGGCCUGUUUGGACCUCGAAAAAAUUCAUUAUUCAGUUCUCAAUUCGGAUCUAAAGUUCCAUAAGGUCUGGGGACCUUUUAUCGAGUACUUUCAUAACCUUCCUCUUGACUAGGGUUUUUUUUUCUUUUCGGUCCCUUGCUUUCAGCUCCCUUUUUUUUUCUGGUAGAAGGCAUUAUUAUCCCCUGUUGCUGAGUGUAUUCACAGUCUGGGAGCUUGGCUGUCCUGACUUAUACUCUCUAUAUUGUGUUGUGGUUGGUCUGGAGUUGCUGUUGUUUUUUCUUGUGUUGUGGGGCUUGGGGAGGACACUAAGCUUACUUGUCUUUAAUUUAGGUGCUUUUUUUUUUGCUAAAUUCUCUUCCUUUGUAACAUAUUGUUAUUGUAUGCUUAAUUUUGCACUGUUUUAAUGUUCCUCAUUGGGAUUUGGGGUUUUUAAUUUGUAAAAUGUUUUGAAAAACUAAUUAAAAAAAUUUAAAAAAAAAAGAAAUGUACACCACUCGUAUCCACAACUUUUAUCUCCUGGUAUAUUCUUGAGAUUACUGCUACAAUGAAAUGAUCAACUUCAGUUCGGAGGGCACAGUGGGCCCAGCGAUAGGAUUGCCUAAAAAUAUUUUGUUGAAGUGGAGAACGCAGAAUAUAGAACAGUACAAACCCUUUGGCCCAGUAUGCUGUGCUGACUUGUGGCCUAGUCUAAAAUCAAACUCAAUGUCCCCUCCUACAUAGUGCUCCAUUUUCCUAUCAUUCAUGUGCUUGUCUUGGUUUCUUGAAAUUCUAAUCUAUCUGCCUCUACCACCACCCUUGUCAGGGCGUCCCAACACUCUGUAAAGACUUUGACUUCCAGGCUUCAGAAUUUGUCUCCAUGCAUUCUCAACAGAUUAUAGAACUUAAUGAUUCCUGACUGGAUAAAUUAGAAUAAACCUUUGCAUCCCUGCUGUAUCUCACUAUUCAUCAGCCAGCAAGAGGAGGUGAUUCCAAGGACAUGCUUAUUCUCAUUAACGUUUGGCCCAUCAUUCAAUUUUUAACUCUGUUUGCAUGAGUGUUUACAAUUCUGAUCAUCCGAAAAUGCUAAGUAAAUGAGAGAUUUUUUUGGCUUUUGUCUUGAAAUGCCCCCCCCCCCCCCCAAUCACAAGUCAUUAUUUAGCCAAUUUCAAUUACUCCCCAUGAUGUCAGAAAGGAUUGAGUGCAGUGGAAAUAGAAACAGUUGUGUAUCAGGACAACAUUUCCAUUUGUAGACUUGUUUCAGAAUGAGCUGCACCUGUAUCCAAGCUUAUCCCAUCAUGUAUAAACCUUGAAUAUUGUCCAGUGUUACAUGUUUACAAAAGCCAGACAAACCAAAACCAAUUAAUCAACAGCUAAAUUAUUUUCAGUCCUUAGCAGAACAAUAGAAUGUGUCAUCAACAGUGAUAUUAAAUUGUACUUGCCAAUUACUUGAUCACCUUUGCCUAGCAUGUAGAUUACAAGAUUAACUCCAAGGUUCCUGGUCUAAUAAUCAAUCCAAGGCCUAAAUUCCAGAGAUGAGCUCUGGAUGUCAAGCCAUCACCUGACAGUUGAGCAUAGACUCUGAGGGGAAAAUGCUGUUUGAUCAUUUUUAUCAAGCAAUAUUGUUAUGGAUGCUGAGGAUCAAUAAUCUCAGGUUCAGUGUUUUUUUUGGGCCUGUGUCUUGGGAUCAAUUAUUUUCAGCUGUUUAAACAAUGCAUUCUAUUGUGUAAUGAGUGAUGGACAGACCUGAUGGACAAUGGGGUGCAGAGUUAACCAUUACCACCCACCCCCAUGAGAACUACGAACUAUUGCUGUUGCUACGCUGCUCAUGAGGGAGAGAUAAAGCCCAGACAAGAACAUCUGCAACAGAUAAGAGGGGGAGAGAGACUGUUGAUUGACUGUAUUAUGACUCUUCCUGGAUUAUUUACCUUCUACUACAAGGACUGUACUUUGCUUGUUAAUAUUCCUCAGGAGAUAGCAGGAGUGGCCUGAUUUGAUGGACACGGUCAUUCAGAGUUGAUGGAUAGCUGAGACCCCGUGAGUGGGGAUAAAAGACAGGUCUGGAGAGACGCCCUUCAGACACACCAGUGGACACUGACUGAGUGUUGGGAACCCACAGAAAGGUGGGGGUUUCGGAGACUGAACCAGGAGAUCUGUCAGUUAAACUCAGUGUUAUAGCAGGGCCGGUGGGGACUCGUAUAAGUGUCCACUCAGGCCAGAGUGACGAGUCCACCACAGAAGAACGGUCUAGCUGAAGAACAGAGGGGUCAUAACUGAAUGACCACAACGAUACGACGGAUUAAGAAAGCCACAGAAAGGUUUGCCUGCCGCAACUGUUGCUGUUACAUUUCACUCGCUCUCUCUCCAACGAUUUCAAUACAACAACCAUAACCACCUCAGCAUUUAUGAACUGAACUCUAUACUUUCCUAUGACAAUUCAUUUACCCCUAGACAUCGAUAGAGCUUGUUUAUUAUUGAUUAUUAUUAUUCCUACACUUUUAGGUUUAUCACUGCUAACUUGUUUUAUAUGUAUAUUUGCAUUUUUGAUAUUGUAUUGUGUAGUUUACUAAUAAACACCUUUAGUUUGGUACCACCAGACUCCAACGGAUUCUUCUUUCUUUGCUGGUCAGACACCCAGUUACGUGGUGCAUAACAAUUGUAAGAUCAGUAAUGAGCAUGUUCAAAAAUGAUUGCAUUAUCAAUUCCUU